GAUACUGCUACUGUGAAAGUCUCUCAUCCGAGCACACAUGUCUGCACGCCGAUUCUCGCUCCCCUUCGAUACGUUCAAGCUCCCACUCCCAACAGGGCGCCGGGCAUCAUGCUCGUCCAGCCACCCGCCGAGGGUCAAAGCCGCAGGCGAGGCUUGGGAAUGUCUCCCCGGCCAACCAUCCGCGCGCCGAAAAUCGUCCUUGAAACGGGCGUCCUGGUCGUCUGCAACCUCUUCGUCACCGUCCAUGGGGGAUUCGGGGGAUGGGUCCAGCGCAAGCUCUGAUUUCUCACACGACAGCGCAGGGGCGUCCAAAUGGCCGCUCAUCCCGCCGACAGAAACUAAAAUCCACUCCCGGCUGGCUGACCGGGUGGUUCCGCGGGACGCACACCCGCUCACGCACCGCAUCAUCUUGCACGUCCACUCGCCGAAGCCCCUCCCGCGGCACACAUGCACCCUCCCGGUCGACGGCGCGCCACCGAUAUGCGACAUGGCCGCGCUGCCUGUGGGCGUGUCGCUCCAAGACGACUGGGACUUCGAUCUGCGCCCGGGGGAGGCGCCGAACGUCAGAUUCCUGACGCCGCCCGUGGAGGGAUUCGACGACUCGGUUGCGUGUCACGAGAUGAGAGAGCUUAUACGUACGUCUGUACUCAUGUACUACCUGGUCUUGGGCUCGGAUGGUGAGAUCACCGACUUCCGCAAACAGCAAGCGUUUUACCUUAAGCGGAACGCCGGGCCUGGCCCGGGCCGCGUGGUCGAGUGCUACGCGGAUUCAUUGGUACUGUGA
Molecule: messenger RNA, 784 nt
Organism: Mycena citricolor
Lineage: Eukaryota; Fungi; Basidiomycota; Agaricomycetes; Agaricales; Mycenaceae
Source: the annotation of a GenBank genome assembly